AUGGCAGAAGCAGGAGCGUCCGAGGUUGUCCUCCAAGACAGCAACUCAAAACACCCACAGCCUCAUACGACGACUGAGGUCGGCUCCGACACUGGAAGCACGGUCGAUACCAGGACUGCUCGACAAAAACUCAGCGACAUCUUCACCAUCUUCGCAAGUGGUGCCGCCCUCAUCAGCGAUGGAUACCAGAACAAUCUCAUGACAAUGACCAAUGUUGCGCUGCGCAAGGAAUACCCAAAGCAAUACACGUCGUACUACAGCACUGCUGUGUCAAACGCCCUGCUCGUUGGCGAAGUCAUCGGCCAAGUCAUUGUCGGACUCACCUGCGACUACCUUGGUCGCAAGUUCGCAAUUAUUGUCACCACUCUGAUGAUUAUCAUCGGAGGUAUCUUGGCGACAGCUGCAUCGGGAACGACCAUCCACGGAAUGUUCUGGAUGCUGAUCGUGGCACGAGGUAUUGUCGGAUUCGGAACUGGAGGAGAGUAUCCUGCAAGUUCAACUUCUGCAAGUGAAGCUGCGAACGAACAGAACCUGAAGCAGCGAGGUCCAUUGUUCAUCCUGGUCACUAACUUGCCUUUGUCUGCUGGUGGUCCUAUCGCCGUCUCGAUCUUCCUCAUUGUCCUUUCUGCAGCUGGUCAGAAUCACUUGGGGACUGUUUGGCGUGUGUGCAUGGGUAUUGGCUGCCUCUUCCCAUUGUCCGUCUUCUACUUUCGUAUGAAGAUGCUCAACUCGAAGCUUUACCGCCGCGGUGCAAUCAAGAAGCGUGUGCCAUACACGCUGGUGCUGCGGUACUACUGGAAACGACUUCUCGGUACCUGUGGCGCGUGGUUCGUGUACGAUUUUAUCACGUUCCCCAAUGGAGUCUUCUCUGCGACGAUCCUGAGUGGUGUCGUGAAGAAAGGACCAAACAACGUCCGCUCGACGGCGGAGUGGCAACUGUUGCUUGGUGCGAUUGCGCUGCCUGGUGUAGCAGUCGGUGCGUACCUCUGCAAUCGCCUUGGACGUAAGAACACGAUGAUGCUCGGAUUUAGUGGUUACCUUGUCUUUGGUCUGAUCAUUGGCUGUGCUUACGAGCAGAUCACCAAGAUCCUGCCUCUGUUUGUCAUCUUCUACGGUCUGAUGCAGAGCUUGGGCAAUAUGGGACCUGGAGACAUGCUCGGCUUGCUGUCGAGCGAGAGUUAUGCUACAGCAGUGCGUGGCACCUGCUACGGUAUCUCGGCUGCCUUGGGCAAGACUGGUGCGGCCAUCGGCACCCAGGCCUUUACUCCGAUUCAGAUUCACCUUGGCAAGAGAUGGACGUUCAUCAUCGCUGCCAUCUGCGGAGUUGCGGGUAUCCUGGUGACGUACUUCUUUGUGCCCGACCUCAAAGGAGAUGAUCUCGCUCAAGAAGACGAGAGAUUCCGAGCAUAUCUUUUAUCCAAGGGCUGGCACGGGGAGAUGGGUGAGGAUGACCUCAAAGCUCUUGCUGACGAAGGAGUACCGCAAGCGAUGGUCGAGGAUGUGAAGAGAGCUUGA
Messenger RNA from Aureobasidium musti, 1515 nucleotides. The record is from the annotation of a GenBank genome assembly. NCBI's taxonomy places the organism in Eukaryota, Fungi, Ascomycota, Dothideomycetes, Dothideales, Saccotheciaceae.